GAGGAAGAACCACCGAUCAAGUGAGUGUAUCAGUGUUCAUUGCAGUUUUUCCCAUUUCCACUCUUGUGGUUUAAAGAUGAGAACUUGGAACAAAAGUGAUACAAACAUGGAGGUUUUCUUUUUAUGGUAUUUUUUUAGUGAGGGGUAUUAAUUAGCGGUGUUAAUGUUAGGGUGAGGUUUAUGAGUGCUGCUGCUGUUCCUGUUGUGCUGUUAUUGCUUUUUACUGUGAUUUCCUUUUGUGGUAGAGUCAGAUUGCAACAUCCUUUUUCUGAAAGCUUUCACAAUGUGAGGCUGGACUUUUGGCUUAGCCCAUGAAAAAAGAUGCUUUUUUUGGGGGGUUUCCCGUUUCUUCAUCUCUCUUACUCUCUACACUUUUGUGGGUUUAUCAUUUUCUUGGGAAAGUGGGAUUGUUGAAAACUUGAGAUAGAUGCCUCUGUUUUUUUCUUAAUGAAAUUGCUCAUGCAAAAAACAUGAAAAAGAAGAAAAAACUUGUGCUUUUUUAGGGGAAAUGGGGACCGAAGCUUUUUAAUGUACUAGCUAAGUCCCAAGAAAAGAGACCCCUCCUAUAUAACCUAAUGAAUUGACAUUGGCUCCACAAGGGCUUAGACUUCAGCACCAAAGCCAGCAUGUAUAAUGUUUAACAGUUACAUUGAAAAUUCAGAAUAACAUUUUUUGCUCUUCAUUUUCCUCAGAUUUUUUGAGCUAAGGGAGAAAAAAAAAUUCUUUUUAUGGGGUUUAUAUCGAUUGGUUUAUGAUACUUAUGAUUGGAUAAAGCUUAGCUGCGGUAACAUAUGUUUACAUAUGUUUUUGGGGAUUAAAAGUGGAGCUUCUUGCAUUUAUGAGUUGGAGGCAAGGUUGUUGGCCUUAAUUUUGUGUUAACUAAAACAAGGGCCUAAACUGUGAUGUGUUGGCCAGAGUGUUGGAUGUUCUGAUAAGUCAAGAAGUCAUGAUUUGUUGGGUUGUUGCUGUUGUGGGGUCUCAUUCAAUGACCGACUCCUGACAUUGCUGUGAUAAAUGUGAAUUAUUGGAAUCUGAAGGUUUCCCAUGUUGAAAGGGAAGUUUUGGUGGUAAGUACACACUUGUAGGAAGAGUUAAAGAGUUAAACAUAUCACAUCACUAGGGCAAUCCAUUGCCUUGCAUAUCACAUAAAUAGGGAUUGUUACCGUUUUUUGCUAUUGCCAUGAAUGAAUAAAUCAUGAAAUACCCUUCAUAAUGUUUACAAUGGAGGUUGAUUUCUGGAGGUAAAAAUAAUGCAGUGCCACAAAUUGACUGCUGGGAAGUUAGUAUACACUUUAAAUUUAAAAGGGAAAUACAUAAAUGACUCACCUUUAUUAUUUUUUUUUUAAUUUUUGACGGUGGGGACUGGUUGAUAUCAGCCUGAGAAGUCUUACAACACUAAAAUACAGCCACUCAUCUGUCUGUAAAGUUAUGGACGGGAUUUGCAGAACACUGUGGAGUCCACGGAUUUGUUUGAUUUGUGUAAUUAGGUUCUUUCUUUUGGUUAUUUUGAAUAAGAUAAUUCCCUUAGGAGCAUCUCAGGUUACGAAUUCGCCUUUGGUAAAAUGUAUGGUUAAACUAAUUUACACUGGCAAUGUUAUACUUACUUACCAUUACCACUUGCUAUUUGCUAAGUACCUUUUUAUUGCUGCCAAGAUAUUUUCUAUUCUUGUUUAAAUCUAUGGUUUGCUUCUGCAUCUGGUCUUGCUGGAAAUCCAUCUGACAUAGGGCUAGAACAAGUGAUUUUAAUUUUAAUGUUGUCUUUGAAAGAUUGAUUGCCAUGUUUACCCUUAAGAAUUAGCUGUUCUUAGGUUCUAUAAUUAUUGGUCGCUUCACAAUUUUUGUAUUAUUAAUAAGUGUUUGUUGAUCAUGCGUCCACCACAUUUAUUCAGUUUGCAGAUCACAGUGAGCAUUUGCAUAUGAAUUUCUAAGGACUUGUGAUGGAGUGGAAUGCAAAAUCUCUCGGACAAUGGGACUGGGAGCACUUAUUCUUCUUCAAUACAAAAGCAACAGAAAAUCCGAGGUUACCAACAACUGAUUGUAGCAACGAAGCAGAUCGAGAAAUCAAUGUUGGGGUGUUUUAUCCAUCAGGUGGGAGUGCAUGUUCUGGGUCUGAACUAGUACAUGCUUCUUCACCAAGGAGCUCAAAAUCAGCUUCCAAUAAUUCACUGUCAAAUGAGGAUAGCAAGGCAUCGGUGUUGACUCUGGAAGGUUCUCAGGAUGAUUCCACUGGGAAGAAAGAACUGUGCCCAGUUGAAACUUCUCAAUCAGCAGUUCCUUCUCCAGUCUCUGGUGAACCUUUGCUCACUCUGAAGCUUGGCAAACGGUUGUACUUUGAGGAUGUAUGCGCAGGAAGUGAUUCCAAGAAAGCAUCUUCCUUUGAGGUUCCAAUUUCUUCAGGAAAGAAAUAUAAAACCAGUAAUCAGAAUUUGCAGCAUCCAAGCUGCCAGGUGGAAGGCUGUGGCCUUGACCUUUCAUCUGCUAAAGAUUACCAUCGCAAACACAGAGUGUGUGAAGGUCAUUCCAAAUCCCCUAAGGUGCUUGUAGCUGGUUUGGAGCGCCGAUUUUGCCAGCAAUGUAGCAGGUUCCAUGCUCUGUCAGAGUUUGAUGACAAAAAAAGAAGCUGCAGAAAACGUCUCUCAGAUCAUAAUGCAAGGCGUCGCAAACCACAGCCUGACUCAGUCCAAUUAAAUCCAUCAGCGUUGUCUUCGUCGCCUUAUGAUGGGAGGCAAAUGAUGAGUCCGUUUGCAUUUUCAAGAAGUGCUACAAACAUGGGCUGGCAGAAUUUGCAUAGCAACAAGCUCCCCCAGACAAAAGAUUUUCUUCCGAAGCCUGCAAAAGCCUUUGAUAAGAUACCCAGUAUUGUAUCCAUGUUUUCUGAUGAUAACAGUGGUCUUCUAACAUCCAGAAGUAUAGCAGCGAAGACUAUUGUUCCAGGUUUAGAAGAUCCGAAUUCCAUUAGUUCGUGUGAUCCAAAUGGUGCACAAGAUGUUAACCGUGCUCUCUCUCUUCUGUCAAGCAAUUCAUGGGGUCCAUAUGAGACUAAGUUCCUAUCACUGGAACGCUCCUCUAGAACACAAUCGAUGACGCACCAGCAGCAGCGCUUACCACUUGCUUCCUCUUCGGAAUAUUGGCACACUGAUCAUCAACAACAACAACCUUCCCCUUCCACCAUGAGCAUGUGCAUCUCAUUCUCAGACUGUGAUACCAACAAUCGCUUUCAAGACUUUCAGCUGUUGAGUGCACCCUAUGACUCGCCUUUUCCAUGCAACCAUCUGGAUUGAUCAACAACAACACUAUUAAUGCAAUGCUCAUUCGUCUGGAUUGCUAUGCUGUGCUGUCUUUCCUUAAUUUGCUUCCUUUUUUAAAUGGAGAUUAAUUGAACCAACUCAUUGUUCCAUUUUCUGAAUUUUGUCCAAAACUCUCGAGACAUUUAAUAUUGUACCAGACUGCGCUCGUUUAUUUUGAAGUAUCGUUGCAUUGCAUGCCCAUUA
Messenger RNA from Vigna angularis (adzuki bean), 3491 nucleotides. Its product is annotated as squamosa promoter-binding-like protein 12. The transcript is spliced from 5 exons. Lineage: Eukaryota; Viridiplantae; Streptophyta; Magnoliopsida; Fabales; Fabaceae. Bases 1938 to 3281 code for a protein of 447 amino acids. The record is from RefSeq and is a predicted model, not a curated record. Gene Ontology annotation, molecular function: DNA binding. Gene Ontology annotation, cellular component: nucleus.